Molecule: messenger RNA, 1809 nt
Organism: Aplosporella prunicola CBS 121167
Lineage: Eukaryota; Fungi; Ascomycota; Dothideomycetes; Botryosphaeriales; Aplosporellaceae
Exons: 4
Molecular function (GO): protein binding
Source: RefSeq, a predicted model, not a curated record
CGGGGUCCAGAACCCAAAUUAAACACCUCCAUUGACUAUGUCUCGUCCAUCGGGCUUUUUGCAGCUGAGAGUGUGAAGCUUGCUAGGCAGCUGCAAAAGCUUUUGAGGCCGACGAUCCAGGGCCCUAAGCCGUCGGACACAGAAACUGCAACAGCUCGCAGGCUCCGAAACAACCUGCGAUUCAAACUUGGGUUAGCUCUUGUUAACAGCAAUAUGGAGGCAAUUGUCUUGCGCGAUGAACAGGAUCAGCGGCCCUACUGCCAACAACUUAAAGCAAUCCUUUGGACAAUAAAGUAUAGCUAUAGUGACUUGAUUCAAGUUAUUGGAGAGCAGGUAGACUGGAUACUACUACACCCGAUAAAAGUCGACCAUCCAGAUCGAUCUAGUCGUCUAAACAACCUCGGAAGCCAAUUUGGAAGGCGGUUUGAGCAGACUGGAGAGAUAGUUGACCUUAACCGGGCCGUUGAGGUUGCCGACCAGGCUGUCGAAUCUACCCCUCUCGACCAUCCAGACCGAGCCGUUUGUCUAAAUAACCUUGGAAAUUUGCUUGAAACGCGGUUUGAGUGGACAAAAGUGAGAAAAGACCGUAACUCAGCGCUUAAUUUAUUCAAGAAAGGAUGGGAAUGCCGCACUGCUCCACCAUUAGUUCGCAUUAUCCUGGCUCGUUUUGCUGGUUUAACUUCUACAGCCGCCGCUAUUACCCUCGAGGCAGGGAAAGAUUCAUACAAAGCCUUAGAACUCCUCGAGCUCGGUCGUGGGGUUAUUGCCGGUCUCCUUUUAGAGCUACGCACAGACAUCUCUAAUCUAAAGCUACGGCGUCCUGCCUUAGCAGAUGAAUUUGACAAUACAUCUUGGGAGUUACGGGCGACACAACGGCAUCAAGCGAACGAGAGAUUUGAAAAGCUUAUCGGAGAGGUCCGCAUCCAACCUGGAUUCGAAAGAUUUCUUCUUCCGCCAACUACGGAUGAGUUAACUGCCGCUGCGCAUCAAGGGCCGACCGCUUACGUAAACGUAAGCCCAUAUCGUUGCGAUGCAUUCCUUGUUGAGCCAGAUCAAAUUAGGGCUUUACCUUUGCCUGACCUUAGCCAGCGGGUUCUUAAGGAGCAGCUGCAAGAAUUGCGACCAGACCGAGGCUCACCCAGGUCAACUACCCAAAUGGAGUCAGUACUCGAGUGGCUUUGGGACGCUGUUGCACUUCCUAUCCUCGAAGCACUAGGCUUUCAGAGCUUUAUCCAGGACGAUAAUUGGCCCCGUAUCUGGUGGAUCCCUAUGGGGCAUCUAAGCCUCUUUCCGCUUCAUGUAGCAGGUCGUCAUGUGGAAAAGUCUACUGAAACAGUCCUUGACAGGGUCAUGUCAUCAUACAGUCCCUCAAUCAAAGCACCGCUUUAUGGAAACCAGCACAGUAAGAAAAACGUAAGGCAUAUAGGGAAAGAGAAUGCCCUCUUAGUCUCGAUUCAAGACACGCCCGGCAACUCGAGCCUUUCUUUCGCCGCACAGGAAGUGGCUAAGAUAAAAGAGCUCUGCCCGUCAAUGCAGCUAAAUCCAGUUGAGCUACUACAGAAGAGCCGGAAGGAGAUCAUAAGAUGCCUCCGUACGUCGAAGAUCUUCCAUUUCGCUAGCCACGUAUACUCAGACCCUGUCGAGCCUUCGCAAAGCAGCUUGCUCCUUAGCGACUGGCAGGAAAGUCCUUUAACUAUAGUAGAUCUCCGAGACCAGAGGCUGCAAGAGAACUCGCCGUUCCUAGGAUACCUUUCCGCCUGCUCAACUGGCACGAAUAAUGCAGAGCAACUGGCUGAUGAAGCGAUCCAU